CCCAGACCAGCAGAGGCAGCAGCCGGAGCAGCCGCAGCCUGCGCCCUCUCCCGCCCGCCCGCCCUCCGCCCGCCCGCCCGCCCUCCGCCGCCCUCCACCCGCCCCGGGGUCUCUUUCCCCCUUCCUCCUCCUCCUCCUCCACCCCCCCCUUCCUCCUCCGCCCGCCCGCGGGGCCCCCCUCGCCUUCCCGCCCGCCCCUAUUGUUCCGCCCCCGGCCUCCCGCCCUUCCCCUUCCCGCCCGCUCCCCUUUUCCCCUCAGUCGCCUCGCGCCUGCAGUUUUUGGCUUUCACCCCCACCAGUGACCAAAGACUUGACCACUCAAAGUCCAGCUCCUCAGAACACUGCUCGACAUGGACACCGGAGUGAUUGAAGGUGGAUUAAAUGUCACUCUCACCAUCCGGCUACUUAUGCAUGGAAAGGAAGUUGGCAGUAUCAUCGGAAAGAAAGGAGAAUCAGUUAAGAAGAUGCGCGAGGAGAGUGGUGCACGUAUAAACAUCUCAGAAGGGAAUUGUCCUGAAAGGAUUAUCACUUUGGCUGGACCCACUAAUGCCAUCUUCAAAGCCUUUGCUAUGAUCAUUGACAAACUGGAAGAGGACAUCAGCAGCUCUAUGACCAAUAGCACAGCUGCCAGUAGACCCCCAGUCACCUUGAGGCUGGUGGUCCCUGCUAGUCAGUGCGGCUCUCUCAUUGGGAAAGGUGGUUGCAAGAUCAAGGAAAUACGAGAGAGUACAGGGGCUCAGGUCCAAGUGGCAGGGGAUAUGCUCCCCAACUCAACUGAGCGGGCCAUCACUAUUGCUGGCAUUCCGCAAUCCAUCAUUGAGUGUGUGAAACAGAUCUGCGUGGUUAUGUUGGAGUCCCCCCCGAAGGGCGUGACCAUCCCGUACCGGCCCAAGCCGUCCAGUUCUCCGGUCAUCUUUGCAGGUGGUCAGGACAGGUACAGCACAGGCAGCGACAGUGCGAGCUUUCCCCACACCACCCCGUCCAUGUGCCUCAACCCUGACCUGGAGGGACCACCUCUAGAGGCCUAUACCAUUCAAGGACAGUAUGCCAUUCCACAGCCAGAUUUGACCAAGCUGCACCAGUUGGCAAUGCAACAGUCUCAUUUUCCCAUGACGCAUGGCAACACCGGAUUCAGUGGCAUUGAAUCCAGCUCUCCAGAGGUGAAAGGCUAUUGGGGUUUGGAUGCAUCUGCUCAGACUACUUCUCAUGAACUCACCAUUCCAAACGAUUUGAUUGGCUGCAUAAUCGGGCGUCAAGGCGCCAAAAUCAAUGAGAUCCGUCAGAUGUCUGGGGCGCAGAUCAAAAUUGCGAACCCAGUGGAAGGAUCUACUGAUAGGCAGGUUACCAUCACUGGAUCUGCUGCCAGCAUUAGCCUGGCUCAAUAUCUAAUCAAUGUCAGGCUUUCCUCGGAGACGGGUGGCAUGGGGAGCAGCUAGAACAAUGCAGAUUCAUCCAUAAUCCUUUCUGCUGUUCACCACCACCCAUGAUCCAUCUGUGUAGUUUCUGAACAGUCAGCGAUUCCAGGUUUUAAAUAGUUUGUAAAUUUUCAGUUUCUACACACUUUUAUCAUCCACUCGUGAUUUUUUAAUUAAAGCGUUUUAAUUCCUUUCUCUGUUCAGCUGUUAAUGCUGAGAUCCAUAUUUAGUUUUAUAAGCUUCUCCCUGUUUUUUUUUUUUUUUUUUGGCUCAUGAAUUUUUUUUUUGUUUGUCAUGGAAAUGUAAGAGUGGAAUAUUAAUACAUUUCAGUUUAGUUCUGUAAUGUCAGGAAUUUUUCAAAAAAAUUAAAAGAUGGACUGGAGCUUUUUCUUUGUGAAUAGAAACUGGAUGCCACAGUGAUUUCAUGUGGGUUUUA
Capra hircus (goat) is the source of this 1851-nucleotide messenger RNA. It is a transcript of the gene PCBP2, whose product is annotated as poly(rC) binding protein 2. The record is from RefSeq and is a predicted model, not a curated record. Bases 351 to 1436 code for a protein of 361 amino acids. Gene Ontology annotation, biological process: regulation of RNA metabolic process; regulation of gene expression. Gene Ontology annotation, molecular function: single-stranded DNA binding; mRNA binding. The transcript is spliced from 15 exons. Gene Ontology annotation, cellular component: cytoplasm; nucleoplasm; nucleus. NCBI's taxonomy places the organism in Eukaryota, Metazoa, Chordata, Mammalia, Artiodactyla, Bovidae.